Molecule: messenger RNA, 1062 nt
Organism: Penicillium expansum
Lineage: Eukaryota; Fungi; Ascomycota; Eurotiomycetes; Eurotiales; Aspergillaceae
Product: glycoside hydrolase family 16 protein
Exons: 3
Coding region: 1-1062 (353 amino acids)
Biological process (GO): glucan catabolic process
Molecular function (GO): hydrolase activity, hydrolyzing O-glycosyl compounds
Source: RefSeq, a predicted model, not a curated record
AUGCACGAGGAUUAUUACCCUACAGAUCAAUACUCCAGAUGGGACCCGCGGGGAUGGUCUGUGAUGAAGAAGAUUUUUCUAGCGGCUGGCAUUGUCGUAGUGAUUGUGGCAGUUGUCGUUGGUGCUGUUCUAGGAGUGCGAGCCAAUCGGUACCCCAAUUACUCGAAACUGAACUACAGUUUGAAAGACAACUUUUCGGGAUCGACCUUUUUCGAUAACUUUGAAUAUUUUACUGCUGCCGACCCUACCAAUGGAUUUGUUCAGUAUAUAGAUCGAGCUGCAGCCACAUGGCUUAAUCUAACAUCCGCCACGGAUACCUCCGCGGUUCUCAAGGUGGACACGACAUACAGCGGAACGGAGGCCGCUAACGGGCGCCAAUCUGUGCGAGUCACGUCCAACAAUACCUAUGCUGAUGGACUUUUCAUCUUCGACAUUAUCCACACCCCGUACGGGUGUGGUACAUGGCCGGCCCUGUGGCUGACAGACCCCAGCAACUGGCCCGAGCAUGGAGAAAUUGAUGUCGUGGAAGCUACCAAUGCUGGAACCUUUGGAAGCCAAUCGACGCUCCACACAUCGAAAGGCUGCUCCAUGGGCGUUAAACGGAAAGAAAGUGGCAGUGUUGCUAACACGGACUGUUAUUACGAGGCGAAUGAUUACACGGGCUGUGGCGUGAAAGGCGCUGAGAGUACUUAUGGUCCUGAGUUCAAUAGCAAUGGUGGCGGAGUUUACGCAAUGGAACUCCGUGACGCCGGUAUUCGCGUAUGGCAAUGGGUCCGCUCUAAGAUCCCAUCCGAUAUCACCUCGGGAAGUCCCGAUCCAUCCACCUGGGGCACGGCACUCGCAGACUUCCCCAGCACGGAUUGCGACAUCGGUUCUCAUUUCAAGAACCAGAGUAUCAUCAUCAAUAUCUCUCUGUGUGGUGACUGGGCGGGAGCGAGCAAGUACUACACGACACAAAGUAACUGCCCUAGUAACUGCACGACAUUUGUGCGGGAUAACGCGACUAGUUUCAGUACAGCGUACUGGGAGUUUGGUGGCUUCAAGGUUUACCAGACCUCGUGA